GAUGGCCGGGCUCCUUGUGUCCCGGCCGCAGGAAGUGACUCGCAGCCGCUGCGGGGACUCUGGCUCCCGGCGAGAUCCCCGCGCCCCGGCGGCUGGUGCUGGGAGCCCGGAGCCCGGGCUGCAGCCGGGAGAGGGGAACCUCCAGCCGGGCCCUGCCCGCUGCUCCCCGGGAGCCUCUCCCAGGGCAGAGCCCCCAGCCCGGCCAGGGCCCCUUCCCGGCCCGGCCCCUGCCCCGGGGGGGCCCCGCUCGGAGGGAAGGCUGAGGAAUCACGUCCACGUUUCGCUCCAGAUCCUCCCGUCUUCCAGGGGACAGGGACGGGAAAUGGCUGUGAUGGAGCCAGCUCAGAUGCCGGUGACCUUCGAGGAGGUGGCUGUGUAUUUCACCCAGGGGCAGGGGGCUCUGCUGGACCCCGCUCAGAGAGCCCUCUACAGGAACGUCAUGCAGGAGAACUACGAGAUGGUGACCUCACUGGGAUUCCCCAUUCCCAAACCUGAGCUGAUCACCCAGCUGGAACGAGGGGAAGAGCCGUGGGUCCCGGAUCUCCAGGUCGCCAAGGAAAGGGAGAGCCCGAGAGGCACCCGCACAGCAGACGGUGAGAGAGUGAGUGUGAAUGAGGAGGACAACCAACAGCAGGAAGUUCCUGGGGAAGUGGAACCAUGGGGGAUCUUUCUGAGAAGAGCUGAAGGGAAUUUUUCCCAGUGCUUGGAACAGGGAGAAGCCUGGGGAAAUCGGGGCACGUCAGAAAAACAGCUGGGAAAAGUGACAAAAGUGGAUGAAUCCAUUCAUUGUGGGGCAGGAUGCAAGGAUCCUGAGGAAACCACAGUCCAGCAGACAAGUCACAAGGAAGAGAAACCCUGUAAAUGUCCCAAUAUUGAGAAUAGAUCUCAAAUGAGUACAAACCUUAUUUCUCAUUGGAGAAACCAUGCCGGAGAGAGACCUUAUAUAUGUCUUGAUUGUGGGAAAUGUUUCAAUCAGAAGUCAACGCUUGUUAGGCAUCAGACAGUCCACACAGGAGAAAAACUCCAUAAAUGCUCGGACUGUGGGAAAAGCUUCAAUAGAUGCUCAUACCUCGCAAUACAUCAGAGAAUCCACACGGGAUUCAGACCCUAUAAAUGCCUUGAAUGUGGGAAGUGUUUCAGUUGGAAGUCAAGCCUUAUUACACAUCAGAGAACCCAUACAGGAGAGAAGCCCCAUAAAUGCUUGGACUGUGGGAAAAGUUUCAUGCACAGAUCUGACCUUAUUAGACAUCAGAAAACCCACACAAGAGAGAAACCCCAUAAAUGCUUGGACUGUGGGAAAACGUUCACACAGAGAUCAACCCUUGUUGCACAUCAGAGAAUCCACACAGGAGAAAAACCCUUUAAAUGUUUGGACUGUGGGAAAUGCUUCAGCCAGAGUUCAUAUCUUACUUCACAUCAGCAAAUCCACACAGGAGAGAGAACCUAUAAAUGCCUCGACUGUGGGAAAUGUUUCAAUUGGCAGUCAUCAUUUAUUACACAUCAGAAGAUCCAUAGAGGAGAGAAACCCCAUAAAUGUUUGGACUGUGGGAAAAACUUCAGUAGCAGCUCAGACCUCGCUAAGCAUCACAGAACCCACACGGGAGAGAGACCCUACAAAUGCUUGAACUGUGGGAAAAGUUUCAAUAACAACUCAAACCUUCGUAAACAUGGGAAAAUCCACACUGGUGAGAGACCUUAUAAAUGCUUCGAUUGUGGGAAAUGUUUCAUUUGGAAGUCAAACCUUACCAGACAUCAGGGAGCUCACACAAGAGACAGGUCCCAUACCUGCUUGGAGUGUGGGAAAAGUUUCAUCCAGAGAUUGGACCUUACGCAACAUCAGACAAUGCACAAGAGACAGGAAACAUAAAUGCUUGGAUUGUGGAAAAAGUUACAUUAAGAGAGCAAACCGUAUUACACAUCAGAGAACCCACACAGGAGAAAAUCCCCAUACAUGCGUGGACUACCUAGGGCCAUUCACCCGUGUGGCUUCUCCGAUGUUCAGUAAGGUUUGAGCUCUACCUGAAGCUUUUUCAGUAAGAGCUCAAACCUUACUGAGCAUUGGAGAAGCCACAUGGGUGAGCGGCCCUAAAAAUAGCUUGGCUGCAGGAAAAGAUUCAAAUUGACUUCACGCUUCAGUGACCCACGCAACAGAAAGACCUGGAAUGUGGGGGAAGGUUCAUUUGGUGCUCCCGGAGUAUCAGGCAUCGGCAAAUCCGCACAGGGAAGAAACCUCUGAGAUGUUCUCAGUGUGGAAAAUGCUCCAAGUGGAGCUAACACCAUUUAGGACAUCAGAGACUCCUCCACACAGCAGGGAAAUUCUCUGAAUGCCCUGACUGGGGCCAUCCAUGGUCACAAACCCAUUUCCUCAUUUUCCGUACACAUCAGGGGCAUUCGGCUCCCAAGGAUGCAUCUGCCCCCUGCUGGGGUGAGGAUCCAGCAGCAGCCAAGCUUCAGCUGCUCAGUGACCCUCUGGCUCUGCCUGGUCCAAGCAGACCCCAGGAGAGGAAGAGAAGCCCUCAUCAGCCCCUUCUCCCUGCUGCAGGCCUGGCUGCUGAGCUGAUGGGCUACAGGUUGGAGAAGGGAGAGAGAAAAACUCCUCCAGCUGCUCCCUCUGCCUGGCAGAAGUUCCCCCCCAUCUCUCUUCCCCUCCCAGUCGGGAUCCCCCUGCCAUGGAGAUGAGAAGAAGGAUACUUGGGCCAGGCCCCACCUUCACUCUAGAACCCUGUCCCCACCCCACAUUUUCCACCAGCCCCUGGGCUGGGCUCCCCUACUGACCUGGAACUGUUCUCUGCAGGGGGAGUGUCCCUGAGGGCUGGUAACUCCUCCCCUCCCCAAAUGCCCCAGGGUGCUGGGCUCUGGGGGAUCAAAUAUUUAGGGACUAGGCCGAUGGGUUAUGGGGAGGACACUGGGGAUGGAAUGGUUGGGGCUGGUGGAGCUGGGAAGCAGGAGGAGCUGGGUGCUGGGGCUAUUGAGUGUUUGGGGAUGAUGGGAUAAGAGGCGAGGGAGAGCACAGGGGUAGAGAGGUGCUGCCUCUCCUCACUCACCCCCUCUGCCCCUACUCCCUGCCCCCGCUGCAUUCAGACAGCACCACUGAGAGGGGCUGAUUCCCACAGGGCCUUUUGUUGGAAGCUUGGAUUUCCCACCUCUGCCUCGCAGCGGCAGCGUCCAAGGGUCUGUCUAUGUUUGGGACUAGCUAGCACAUCUCUGAAACUCGACCAGAUUGCCAAAUCCAGACUGACCCUGACCAUUGAAUUUAUUCUGAUCUUGUGACAGUCUGUACCCCUAUGUUCACCCCUUUUACAAGACUAUGAUAAAUUGUAUACAAAGCCUGCCACAUGAGGUAUCAUUUGAAAACUGAUAAUAUGCUGAUCAUUAUUGUCCAGUUAGAAUAUGUGUGGCAGUAUGGUAUGUAAAGUUUUAAGAUUCUACUAGGGGCAGCCGCAAACCAGUUCCUCAGAGAUAAAAGUUGGUGGCCAUUGUUUGGCAGGAACCAGGGUGUGAUCGAGAAAUCUACAUUUUCACAAAGAAACAACUUGACAUUCCCAUCCACACCGACUUUGUCUCCCGAACCUCAGCCAGAUCAAAGGAGAAAGAGAACUAUAAGAAAGAGGACCAGACGUCCCCAAAUAUUCCUCCCUUUCUCUCUACCCACGGCAGCCACAACACCUGAAGAACAAAGAAACCGCUUUGAACCCGAGGGAGGGAUCCUGUCUGAAAGAGAUCCAGUCAGUGAAACUGCUGAAGAAUGUGGUGAGAGAGACUUUUGUUUUGAAUUCACUUAGCUCAUUAAGUUAGGUAUGAGUUGUGUUUUACUUUUAUUUUCUUGUAACCAAUUCUGACUGUUAUGCCUCAUUACUUAAACAAAUUACUUACUUAGAUUAUUUAAAAUCUUUCUGUAGUUAAUAAACUUGUUUUAUUGUUUAAA
Molecule: messenger RNA, 3925 nt
Organism: Caretta caretta (loggerhead turtle)
Lineage: Eukaryota; Metazoa; Chordata; Testudines; Cheloniidae
Biological process (GO): regulation of DNA-templated transcription
Molecular function (GO): DNA-binding transcription factor activity, RNA polymerase II-specific; RNA polymerase II cis-regulatory region sequence-specific DNA binding
Source: RefSeq, a predicted model, not a curated record